Molecule: messenger RNA, 1599 nt
Organism: Schistocerca piceifrons (Central American locust)
Lineage: Eukaryota; Metazoa; Arthropoda; Insecta; Orthoptera; Acrididae
Product: piggyBac transposable element-derived protein 4-like
Exons: 3
Coding region: 1-1599 (532 amino acids)
Source: RefSeq, a predicted model, not a curated record
AUGAUAACUUCAACUUUGCUGAUACCUGUUUGCAAUGAAUCUGCAUACCGUGCCUGGAUUUGUGACAAUGUGUUCAGAUGUAUCAUUAUGGAUAAUAGACCAACAUCAAGAGUAAAUCAGCAAUUCAGAGCUUGUGACCUAACCACAAAUAUGCUAGUGGACAUACUUGCUGAAAUUCCAAGUGAUACUGAGUCGGCUGCUUCGGAUACUGGAAGUGAAUCAGGCGAAACUGAUGAAGAACUUCAACUUCUUUUACCUGAUGAGAGCGUAGUUGAAUUUGAAGAGGAUUUGAAUGAAGGUGUUUGUGCUGAAAGUGACUCUGUUCACAUACUGUCAAAUGCAACAACUAAGUUUUCACAGGAAUAUGGUUCAAAUAUCUCAUCUAACAAAUCAAGUUCCACUGAAAUAUUUGGUUGCUUAUUUGGUGAUGAUUUAUUAGACCAUCUAGUGUAUCAAACAACUUUAUAUGCAACUCAAAAGCUUGGAGGUUCCACAGUUUUCAAACCAACCGAUAUUAACGAAAUGAAGAAAUUUCUUGCAAUAAAUUUACUAAUGAGUAUAAAAAAAUAUCCUUCAUAUAGGGAUUAUUGGUCCACUGAUCCAGUUCUCCAUGAAUCAUAUAUUUCAGAUCUCAUGCCUCGGAAUAGAUUUUCGUGGUUGCUAGGCCAUAUUCAUGCAAAUGAUAACAGCCAGCAAUCAAAAAAGGGAGAAAAAGGCUUCGAUAAAUUGUUCAAGAUACGCCCACUAUUGGACUAUCUUAGCAAGAGGUACACAGAAAGUUAUAAGCCAACAGAACACCUUGCUGUGGACGAAUCAAUGAUUCGUUUCAAAGGUAGAUCCAGCCUCAAGCAGCAUAUGCCACAAAAACCCAUAAAACAUGGGUACAAAGUUUGGGUACUGGCAAAUGAAACUGGUUAUGUUUCCAAAUUUCAGCUUUAUACUGGGAAAAUUGGUCAGGAGGUAGAAAAGUGUAUAGGUGCCAGAGUUGUAAAACACCUUAGUUCAGAAUUAACAGGAAAGCAUCACAAGCUGUACUUUGAUAAUUAUUUUACUUCUGUACCCCUGAUGCUCGAUCUGAAGAAACAAGGAAUAUAUGCCUGUGGGACAGUGAGGAAAGGCAGAGUUGGGUUCCCAAAAGACUUCGAAAAUGAAAAGAACAUGUCCCGUGGAGAGUUCCAGUUUCGUUGUAGUGGCCAAGGUAUCAUGGCAUUGAUUUGGAAAGAUCGUAAACAAAUACAGUUUCUUUCAAACUUCCACAACAUUGAAAAUAUGAACACAGCAUUUCGGAAAUCCAAAGAUAGUUCUUGCACAGAAAUUUUGUGCCCAGAUAUUGUAAAGGAUUACAAUACCUAUAUGGGGCUUGUAGAUAAAUCCGACAUGGUGAAAUCACUCUAUGAGAUUGAUAGAAAAAGCAAGAAAUGGUGGCACAGAAUUUUCUGGCACUUUCUUGAUGUCACUGUUGUAAAUUCCUGCAUCAUUUAUAAUGAACAUUGUGAUAAUGAUCAGAAAACUCUGAAGCAAUUCAGACUGCCUGUAGUUGCUAGUCUAGUUGUAGCAAUUUCGUCAUCAACUCCUAAUCGCAAGAGAUCUCAGAUCUAG